Messenger RNA from Engraulis encrasicolus (European anchovy), 3326 nucleotides. It is a transcript of the gene galnt3, whose product is annotated as UDP-N-acetyl-alpha-D-galactosamine:polypeptide N-acetylgalactosaminyltransferase 3 (GalNAc-T3). Bases 499 to 2382 code for a protein of 627 amino acids. Lineage: Eukaryota; Metazoa; Chordata; Actinopteri; Clupeiformes; Engraulidae. The record is from RefSeq and is a predicted model, not a curated record. Gene Ontology annotation, biological process: protein O-linked glycosylation. Gene Ontology annotation, molecular function: polypeptide N-acetylgalactosaminyltransferase activity. Gene Ontology annotation, cellular component: Golgi apparatus. The transcript has 11 exons.
GCAUAUGGAUUUUAUUGUAUGGGGAAAAUGUUCUUUCACUACCGGUGAUGGCAGGAGAUCUGAUAGCAGAGAGAGCGCAAUAAUGCCUGACAAACUGACAUUUCCUCGGUUGAAGUGAAGUCAUAUCAGCGAACUCUCCUCUCUCACCCCCAACACCACCGGGCGUCUUUAGAGGUGCCAACAGAGAGCAGGACGGAGAGAGAGAGGGAAGUCACGGUGCUUUGUCAUUUACGUCCCUUUAUUGGACUGAGAUAUUUGCCAACUUCGCACUCGGCCAACUGACCACAUGGGCUCCUGCUCCGCGAGCGCGGAGAAGUUGGAGAACAACUGGAUGUCUGUGACAGCAGACGUGAAUAUGGAUUACAUACUCACUUGUUCAACGUGUUUGGUCUACCCAUCAGUGAUGUCUGUGACCAGGAUUAUCUCCGACAGAAGUGAGUCUUAACCAUUCUAAGGGGGGACCCAUCUGUGAUUCCCUGGACAUUCUUGAGCUGAGAAAUGAACGGCUUCCGCAGGCUCCUGCGACGCAGAUUACACCCUUGGAAAGUGGUGAUUGUGGCCCUGGUCUUUGUCACCUUCCUGUUCCUCAUCCAACGGGAGGUGAUCAGCCAGGGUCCCCAGGAGGAGCCAUGGCUGAGGGACAUAGUGGGCAAGAGGGACGCUGUGCUGGGCAUGGUCAUGGGAGCGGUCAACAACUUCAGGGAGUCCAUGCCAAAGAUGCAGAUCCGGGCCCCCGUCAGGCAACCUGAGGUGGCUGCUCCUGGGCAGUCGUCAUCAUGUCUGCCUGGCUUCUACACCGCCGCAGAGCUCAGGCCCGCGCUGGAGCGGCCCACCCAGGACCCCAGCGCCCCGGGGGCCUCGGGGAAGCCCUACCACACGGAGCACCUGGGGCCCGCGGAGCAGAAGGAGAAGGAGAAGGGGGAGGCCAAACACUGUUUCAACCUGUACGCCAGCGAUCGCAUCUCCCUCAGCCGAGACCUGGGAGCAGACACCAGGCCGCCAGAGUGUAUCGAGCAGAAGUUUAAGCGCUGCCCUCCUCUGCCGACCACCAGUGUGAUCAUUGUGUUCCACAACGAGGCCUGGAGCACGCUGCUGAGGACGGUGUACAGUGUGCUGCACACCUCGCCAGCCAUCCUCCUCAAGGAGAUCAUACUGGUGGACGACGCUAGCGAAGACGAGCGUCUGCGAGGAGAGCUGGAUGCGUACGUGAGGAGGCUGCACAUCGUGCGUGUGGUGAGGCAGGCGGAGAGGAAGGGUCUGAUCACAGCUCGCCUGCUGGGGGCCUUUGUGGCCACCGGGGACACUCUCACCUUCCUGGACGCACACUGUGAAUGCUUCCAAGGCUGGCUAGAGCCGUUGUUGGCCAGGAUAGCGGAGAACUACACUGCAGUAGUGAGCCCAGACAUCACCACCAUCCACCUGGACACGUUUGAGUUCAUGAAGCCCUCGCCGUACGGCCAGAACCACAACCGAGGCAACUUCGACUGGGGCCUGUCUUUCGGCUGGGAGACCUUACCGGACCACGAGAAGCAGAGGAGAAAAGAUGAGACCUAUCCUAUCAGAACGCCGACGUUUGCCGGAGGGCUGUUUUCCAUCUCCAAAGACUACUUCUACCACAUCGGGAGCUACGACGAGGAAAUGGAGAUCUGGGGAGGGGAAAAUAUCGAGAUGUCCUUCAGGGUGUGGCAGUGCGGGGGCAUGCUGGAGAUCAUCCCCUGCUCCAUCGUGGGCCACGUCUUCCGCACCAAGAGCCCCCACACCUUCCCCAAGGGCACGCAGGUCAUCGCCCGCAACCAGGUGCGGCUGGCCGAGGUCUGGAUGGACGGCUACAAGGAGAUCUUCUACCGACGCAACCAGCAGGCCGCGCAGAUGGCCAAAGAUGGGGCGUUUGGCGACGUCUCGCGGCGCGUGGACCUCCGACAGCGGCUGCAGUGCCAGAGCUUCUCCUGGUAUUUGAAGCACGUCUACCCCGAGGUCUUCAUGCCAGAUCUCAAUCCCCUCCACUUUGGCGCUGUGAAGAAUGUGGGCAAAGACUCGUGUCUGGAUGCCGGCGAGAACAACGAGGGGGGGAAGCAGCUGAUUAUGUACCCCUGCCACGGCAUGGGGGGCAACCAGUACUUUGAAUACUCGACGCGUCAGGAGGUGAGGCACAACGUGCAGAAGGAACUGUGUCUGCACGGCACGGAGCGCACGCUCAAGCUGGAGGAGUGCCAGUAUAAAGGCCACAGCAGCUUCGUGGGGGGAGAGCAGAAGUGGGAGCUCAAGGAGAACCAGUUGUUCUUCAACCCGGCUUGGAACCUGUGUCUGAGUGCCAGGUACGAGCACCCAUCCCUGGCGCCCUGCAACCCAGCAGAUCGCUACCAGCUCUGGCUCUUCACCUGAGCUCUCCGCCCUCCCUUUGGCACCCUCAUGGAAGACUUGGAGGACCUCUGGAGGGGGGGCAGUGCCCUAGACACUGUGGAUAAACAUUUUUGAACUCACAUGCAGAUUUUUUUCUAAUUUAUUUUUUUAAUAUUAUGAUGUUGAUUUGACUGCUGCUGGAGAGUUUGGACAUCGAGUAACAUGAACACACACACACACACACAAAUGAAGUGCCUUCUGAGAGAAGACGCCCCCAGGCUGCAAGAUGGAGCUGAACAGAACUGAACUGAACUGAAGUGAGGUGGAUUGAGGACCUGACUGACUGAAUGACUCACCCCAUGUGCCUCAUCCUCUUGCUGUCUUUUCUUUUUUUUCGUCUACCAUUUUGGACCUUCUGAAAGCACAUUGAUUGUAGCGAAGUUCACAGAGAUUUAUGAACCAGGGAGUUCAGAGCAAUGCAAAUUCCCCUCAUCAUAUUUUCAGUGUCCUACUUUUUGUGUGUGUAUUUUUAAGACGUGCCUGCCAAGAGCCAUUUAUGGUAAAAUCCCUCUUUUAAUGUGUUUAAGACUGAAUGAGUACAUCCUUUUGUAGAAGAGAAAAAAACAUUAUAAGGAUAGGAUUACAAAGCGUGGGACGUUUAAGGACGAGACAUUUCAGAUUUGAACCACUUGUUAAAAGCUAUGUGUCUAAAGCGCCAAAGAUCACUUAAGUAUUGAUAAGAGUAUUUGAUGUUGCCAUUGUUGAUGUAUAUGUGCGAUCGGGUAGAUGGGUAUUCAAAUCAUUUCCUCGCUGGUCCAGUAAAUUUCAGAGGUGAAGAUAACGUGGAAGAUUGGAGCUUAAUCAACCCCUUCAAAUUGUCCCCAGUUUUGUUCCCCUUGUUAUUAUUUGAUGGGGGGUGUAUUUGGGAAAUACAUUUUGUUACCGAUUUUGAUCCAGAGUAAACUAGUAAACUAUUUUAACAUGAA